Anopheles cruzii is the source of this 1372-nucleotide messenger RNA. Its product is annotated as zinc finger protein 888-like. Gene Ontology annotation, biological process: regulation of transcription by RNA polymerase II. The coding region runs from base 21 to 1250 and encodes 409 amino acids. Gene Ontology annotation, molecular function: DNA-binding transcription factor activity, RNA polymerase II-specific; zinc ion binding; RNA polymerase II cis-regulatory region sequence-specific DNA binding. The record is from RefSeq and is a predicted model, not a curated record. The transcript has 3 exons. Gene Ontology annotation, cellular component: nucleus. Lineage: Eukaryota; Metazoa; Arthropoda; Insecta; Diptera; Culicidae.
UGUUCGGACGUGUUCGGACUAUGGACCAAACAUGCCGGCUGUGUACCGAACCACACCAGCAACACUUGGUACUGAUAUCCAGCUACAGAGUGUGUUCUCUCCAGACACAUUUAACGGCAGAUCUAAACGAGCUCAUUCAACAAUAUCUGUCCAUAAGUAAACCCUCGUUGGCGCCAGACGCGGCCAUCUGUCCUGCUUGUCUUCAGGCGAUUGCAGCUUGGCAUUCGUUCCGCGAGAGGUGCCUCGAAAACGAAAAGAGAUUUCAACAGGUUCAAGCGGUUUUGUUCGAAAACGCUACCCUCGGCACAUCGGAGCAGUUCAGCUACGUCGAGGAUCACCUCGUCAAAGAGGAGAAUCCCGUUGAAGAUGGUGGUGCCCUUUACAAGAUCGAGUUUGUCAGCGAUAGCCCACAUGACGCGAAUGUUUCGGAACGGGAAGAGAUUGGAGAGCGAUUCCGCGCGGAACGUCUAAGCUGUGAAGAUGCUGUAGAAACAAUCGAUUCGUUUGGCGAAAGCACUGCCGACGGCAGAUCGGAUUCGGUACGGAUCGCCCGCAAGGACAUGAUGGUUCGCUCGCACAUGAAAUCUAAACGCGGCGAGCGGCGCACGAGGCCUGGCAGAAAACCAAUCUCGAAACGCGGUCGCCAAAAGGUUUCGGAAAAAGAGAAAAGUCUGUCCGGGUUGGUGAAGAACCGUGCGCGGAAAGCGUGCAGCGCGAAACAGCAGCAUUCCCCCGCGAAGAUAUGCCCGAUAUGCGGGAUGACACGCACCGAUAUGACGGCACACAUGCGGUGGCACAACAACGAGCGCCCGUAUCAGUGUCCGUUCUGUCCAAAAAUCUUUGUAAAUAGCUCCAACCUGAGAAACCAUGUCAACUUGCACACGCGUGAGAAAAUGUACAAGUGCGAUCUGUGCGACAAAGAGUUCCCGAGCACCACUGGGCGGAAUAAGCACCGGGAAACGCACGCCACCGAGCGGAUGUACAUGUGCCCCGUUUGUGAGAAAUCGUUCAAGUAUCAAGCGUCCUUGUCCCGCCAUAAGCUGAUUCAUUUUGAGGAGCCCAAAAUAAAGUGCAAGGAUUGUGAUAUGGUCUUUCUAACAAAGGCACGGCUUAGAAAGCACGCCUUCGUACAUCUGGACGUGAAACCAUUCGUGUGUGAUGUAUGCGAUAGACCAUUCAAUAGGAAGGACAACCUCAAAACUCACCUGAAAACACACGAAAAAAGCGUCCCGAAUGGCACCGAAGCAUAACGAACCAAAUCGGCGUUGAAAAGUGAUCUAAAUAUAAUAUUACGAGAUAAAUGUAAUGUAAUAAGAGAUUAGCCAAACCACAGUUAUAUUUUAAACUAAAAAUGGACGAAAUUGGUCCUUCU